Molecule: messenger RNA, 2068 nt
Organism: Rubroshorea leprosula
Lineage: Eukaryota; Viridiplantae; Streptophyta; Magnoliopsida; Malvales; Dipterocarpaceae
Source: the annotation of a GenBank genome assembly
CAAACCACCACAAGCAAAAGGCAAAAAGUUGAUACCAAACAACGAAAUCAAAAAAUGGAGGAAGAGGGAGACACGCCAUUUUUUUGGCUCCAAACCACCGAUAACCGUCGUGAUCGCCGCCGCCGCAGCAGCAGCCGCGGUGGCGGCCAAUCCUCAUCUUUCUUUUUCAAUACCGGUUUUUUGGUAAUCCUCCUUGUAUUCGUCGCCUUGGCUUUUAUUUUCUUCGUCAUCCCUUCUUUUCUCUCCUUCACUUCCCAAAUUUUUAGUCCUCAUUCCGUAAAGAAAGGAUGGAAUUCUCUUAAUUUUGUGUUGGUGCUGUUCGCCAUCGUCUGUGGAUUUUUGAGCGGAAAUGGAAGCGGAGAUGACAACGGCGGCUCCGAGGGAAGAAGUUCGUUUGCUCCUGGUCAAAGAUCGAAUUCGAACUCAUCAACACCUCGUCAAUGGUAUGAGUUUUCAGAUCGAAAUUCUUUGAGGAGGAUGAGGAGUUGCAAUUCCUAUCCAGAUCUUCGGCUGGAGUCGUCGUGGAUGGUGGAUGAUGAUCGCCGGCGAUUUUAUGAUGAUACUGGUGUCUAUGAUUACGGUGGGUCCAGUUCGAAUCAGCUUUAUCAUCGGAGGUCAUGGGGACAGCGUGAGGACGAAGGGGGAUUUGGCAGCACACCAAAGGACAUAGUUAUUGAUAGCAUCGUGACUGAAGCGCAACGGCGUGUUUCACAUGCUGCUCCGCGUCAUCAGUUUCCUUCGCGCCCACAAUCGCCGCCAGCUCAGCCUGUUCCACCUCCAUCACCGCCGAGGCCAGUAUCGCAGCCACCACAGCCAGAAUCACCCCCGCCUGCGCCACCAUCGCCUCCACGACCAGCUCCUAACGCCGUGAGGAGAAAACCGAAGCGGACAUACCAAGAUCUUGCAUCAACAAAUCCUCAGCAACAAACUCCGUCUACACCUCCGCCUCCGCCACCACCGCCUCCACCAUUGUUUGAAAAGAGUAGUAAAAGUGAAAAAAAGAGAGGCAGCGCUACAAAAGAUUUCUUGAAUUCACUCAGAAGAAAGAAGAAGAAGCAGAGACAGAGGAGUGUAGAAAAUCUCGAUGCUCUGUUUAACCCCGAACCUUCAUCUUCUACUCUGCCUCUGUAUCCGCCACCGUCACCUCCUCCGCCACCUCCGCCACCACCUCCGCCUGCCUUUUUCCACAACAUCUUUUCGGGCAAGAAAAGCAAGGCUAAGAAAACACCCUCCCCAGCUCACGCACCAUCGCUGCCUCAACCAAAACCACUGGAAGCACGGGCGUCAAGGGUGGUAACCCAGAAAGCGCCAGUGACAACUAGUAAACCUCCACUGCCUGUAAAGAUAAGCAGCAUUACCAACGUGGAAGAGAGCACAGACAGUGGCAACGACUCACCAUCGAUCCCCAUUCCACCGCCGCCGCCUCUGCCACCAUUCAAAAUGCCGGAAUGGAAAUUUGUAGAGCAGGGUGACUUUGUCCGGCUAAAAAGCUUCCAGAGUUCCCGUAGUGGGUCACCGGAUUCGGACGGGGUUGAGGAUCCAUUGAGUGGUGAAUCGAGCCCAUCAAAUGGUAAAAAGGGUGAAUCGGACGGUGGAGAUUCAUCGGCGGCGAUGUUCUGCCCCAGCCCCGACGUAAACACCAAGGCUGAUGACUUCAUAGCGAGAUUCAGAGCAGGUUUGCAGCUGGAGAAGAUGGAUUCUGUGAAACGAAGAGGAAGGUCCAAUCUUGGGCCAGACCCAGCCCCAAGCUCAAGCCGAGACAGCCUUUAACCAUAAGCCCAAGACCUAAGUUGAGUUUGGCCUUUUCUUUUCAUUUUUUAGUCCUAAACCCCCCCCCCCCCCCCACCCUUCUUUUUUUUUGGAUUAAAAAUAUGUUUCUUCGAGGUUUUUUUCAGAUGUCUAUAUAUUUAUUGAAGACUUGAAGUAGUUGAAAUGCACCAGGAGAGUUGUAAUGCAGUUGGAUGGAUGUGUUAUUUCUAUUUUUUGUUUUGAACUAACAAUUUGUUACAAUUUGUUAAUGUACAUUUACAGCAUGUAUGAUGAAGAAGAAUGAAUAUUCCUUUUCCUU